AUUCACCGACGCUGAUUGUGGUUCACGUCAUUCACCAGAUGUGUCUAUACUAACCAUUUCCUGGUUCCUGAUCUCGCUCCUGCAGCUUUUAUCAUACCACCUGAAUCUUAACGAGCGCCGUCUAGCAAGCCGAUCGUACUCUACCAUCACCUGGCGUGUUCAUACGAGUUGGUCGUACAAUCCUCGCAAUCUCAAAGAUCAAUCUACUCCAAAGACAGUUUCCAGCUACUUUUGUAGACAACUUCCGAUGAACGAGAACGACAUAGCAGUGUUGCAACUCAACAAAGACGUUAUCGCGGACGCCAUCACCAUGACCAACAUCGAGCGUUUCCUACAUUUUUUACAGCACGCCAAGUCGUUGGUAGGGCUAUAUGGACCUUAUAGCAAGCAACCCAAUACAACGGUUUUCGCGCGCGAUGUGAGGCCGCCUCAGCAUCCGAAACCUCAAGAUCCAUCGCUCAACACUCUCGCCCUCUCCUUCGCAGCAACACAAGAUUGCACAUACAGCGCCCAACCCGCUGGGUCAGGGAAAGAAGACCUAGACCUCUUCACACUCCUGUGGGAUUGUGCAGUCGUGGUCCUUGAGGAGAUACUCGCUAGAGGUUCUCUUCCACAAGAGUCUUUCGGCUGGGGUAUCUUUGGUCUUUCCGCUGGCUACAUGCAUCCGCCUGCCCGCGAUCUCACCGCACAAAACGUCUUUCUGAGCAAUAAGCGCCGACUUCAUGACGCGCUGAAUGUGUUGCCUUCUUUAAAUCGAGAGACGAGCAGCGAGUAUGUGGUAGGCGAGAAGAAGACUACGGCUUUGCUCACACGGGCUCGAAGGGAUAUACACACACUAGGGCAUAUCUUGUUACACGAGUACAAGCUCAGUAGCUGGAGGCGAGUGAGGUGGCUACAUACGAUCGCAGUUGCGGAGAGGUGGGUUGGCGCUUUCGGACUGAAACCGAUGAGAGAGCUAGGCGUGUUGACAAAGAGGACGAAAGAGGUGGUUUGUGAGGCAACGAAACCGCCAGGGAAGAGGGUGGUAAAUAAUAAUGUGAGGUUCGAAUUUCCUGAUGUUAGCGCCCAGGAUUCACAGGGCGUCAUGGAUGAAAGGCCAGAGCGAGAGAGGGAUUAACCCAUCUAUACUGAUAUCCGACAAUGACUUUCUACUGAUAGUAGUAUCCUUCCACUCUCUAUCAGCGUAGUGCGGUCUCCAUCACCAGAUCAGAAGCGCGAAUGUCUAUAUAGAUAAGUAAACAGCUUGAGAAGGCUAGGACUUUGCUUACUCGCUCAAGAUGUCUUACGUGUGGUCUUCAGCGAAUGGCAACGCGGUCCUUCCGGACCUAUACCAGAGGCGGCUAGUAGCAGCGAUCUACAAUCACGACAUACCACCCCUCGAUUUCGUGUACAACCAGACCUCAUAAGCCCUUGCAACA
Messenger RNA from Alternaria alternata, 1418 nucleotides. RefSeq lists its product as hypothetical. The transcript has 3 exons. The coding region runs from base 248 to 1117 and encodes 289 amino acids. NCBI's taxonomy places the organism in Eukaryota, Fungi, Ascomycota, Dothideomycetes, Pleosporales, Pleosporaceae. The record is from RefSeq and is a predicted model, not a curated record.